AUUCGCUUCGCACUUCAGUUGCCUCGCGUACGUCGAAUCGUGAACGUGUAUCCCGGCCCCUUCCUUCCCAGUCACUGGACACGUUGUGCUGUAUCUCGUUUUAUCGCGUUUCCUUAUCGAAUUCCGACAUCGUGAACUUGGUGCCAUCGAGGUUUCAGCUCUUCCUUACCGACGGACUCGAAACUCGAAGUCGACUCUUUCGUGCGAUCAGUUUUCGAAUGUAAUUGGCCGAGAUUUUCGGCGAUGGUGUUUCGACGAUGUUUCCCCUCGGAACAACGUUUGUGAACGAAUCUGUGAGCCAUGAAGUGAGUCUAUGUGCAGUGUAUAGAUUCGUCGAAUGAUCGAAUCUCGUGACUCGUGGAAAGAGGUUUACGAUCGCUGGCCCGUGGCAUGUGUUGACUUCAUGGUGUUCGAGAGCGUCGAGAUGCGGAACCCAGGGUUCCUCCUCGAAGACGCCAGACACGGAUAUAUUCAAUAUAUCAGCCUCAGCGAAUGUUACUUUGCAGGCAAGGGGGCGGCCUUGGUUUUACCUCCGAACGAAAGGGCCAGACCCUCGAGAAGGGUAUCCGCGGCAGGAUGCGAUAUUCAACAACACUUGCAAUCCAUGUUUUAUCUCCUCAGACCGGAGGAAACUCUGAAAAUGGCGGUGAAACUGGAGUCAGUGCAUCCAGGAAGGACGAGAUACCUGGUGGUAGUAUCCUGCACUGGAAGGCAGGAUGCGGAGGAAAGCUGCCUUCUCGGUAUCGAUUGUCACACUAGGGCGACCGUUGGUCUUGUACUUCGGGUUCUGGCCGACACUGCCAUUACUCUCGACGGCGACGGAGGCUUCAGCGUCAGCGUUUGCGGUUCCCAGCACAUCUUCAAGCCGGUAUCGGUUCAGGCGAUGUGGUCGGCCUUGCAGACGUUGCACAAAGUGUCGAGUAAGGCGCGCGAGCAAAACUACUUCCUAGGUGGGCUGUCGCACGACUGGGUCAGUUACUAUGAGCAACGAAUCGAGAGCGAUCGCUCGUGUCUCAACGAGUGGCAUGCUAUGGACAACUUGGAAUCUCGAAGACCACCGUCGCCGGACAGCGUACGCACCAAACCCAGAGAAAGGGACGAGACCGAGCGGGUGAUCCGAUCCACGUUGAAGGAGAUCAUGAUGUCCGUGGAUCUCGACGAGGUCACUUCCAAGUACAUUCGAGGUCGGCUCGAGGAGGACCUCGACAUGGAUCUCGGGGAGUUUAAACCGUUCAUCGAUCAGGAGAUGCUCACCAUUCUGGGCCAGAUGGACGCCCCGACCGAGAUAUUCGACCACGUUUACCUGGGGAGCGAGUGGAACGCGAGCAACUUGGAGGAGCUCCAGAAGAACGGGGUGAGGCACAUAUUGAACGUGACACGGGAGAUCGACAAUUUUUUCCCCGGGAUGUUCACGUAUUUGAACGUGCGCGUGUACGACGACGAGAAGACGGACCUUUUGAAGCAUUGGGACGACACGUUCAAAUACAUCACGAAGGCGAAGAAGGAGGGGUCGAAGGUGUUGGUCCACUGCAAGAUGGGGGUGUCGAGGUCGGCCUCGGUGGUGAUCGCGUACGCGAUGAAAGCGUACAAUUGGGAUUUUUCCCAGGCGUGGAAACACGUGAAGGAGAAGCGGAACUGCAUCAAACCGAACAACAGUUUCCUCCUGCAAUUGGAGACGUAUCAGGGUAUAUUGGACGCGAUGAAGAACAAGGAGAAGCUUCAGAGAUCCAAGUCGGACACGAACUUGAAAUCGCCCACCUCGCCCAAGGACGGUGGAUCGUUGAAGAAGGAGGAGAAGUCCGGGAAUCGGGGCGACGACGACGAAGAAGACGGGUUGCGGGGAGCCGAAUUCUCCGGUUCCGAGUUGAAGAAGACCGGGCAAAGGCCGAAGAGUUGGUCGCCGAACGUGAAAAUUUCCGAGACCAUGCUGCCCUCUGUGCCUCUCUCGCAGUCCCUGGAGAGCAUCGACAAGGCGGGAGGAGGGAGUGCGGAGGUGACCAGGGAGGAUCUUCUACGGGCGAGAGUGGGAGGGGGUCGGAAGGGCGGCGCGGGGGGGUCGCAGGAGGGGAGGAACGUUUUGAUGCCGUGCGACAACGGGCAAUCGUACAGCGUGUCGCAGAACAAGAUCGUCCACCUGCCGGGGCCCCUCCCACCGCCCCCACUCCCGGCCCCGGACAGGGGCGUGGGGGGAGCGGGGAAGAACGUGAAGAAUCGGGUGAACGAGCUCGAGUCGGAGACGCAGCACCGAAGCGGGCAGAGAAGAAAAGGGCUCGUGUUGAAUUUAACGAAUCAGUUCGAGUCGGUGAGCAGCAAACCAUCCUCGCCGAGUUCGGAUCCGGAAGAGCCACGCAAAACUACUCACGUAUCCCCCCUUACCGCUUUGUCGAACGAGAACGGAUUCGUGGUCCAGCAAAAUUCAUCCUCCUUGCCUUCGUCUUUGUCUUCCUCUUCGGCGUCGUCAUCGUCGUCAUCAUCGGAAGCUUCGAGCAACGCCGUCGCAAAGCAAAAUUUGUGGGAUCAUCCUCGAGACUCGAGAAGGAGAACGGACGAGAAUCGAGGAAACAACGGCGAGUGUCUAGUCUGGACAGCGUGCGGUAGUGGCAGUGGUGGUGGUAAUAGUGGUGGUGGUAACAGUGGUGGUGGUAGUGGUGAUGACGAUGGCGGUGGUGGUGGUGACGUUAAGACGAACGGAGAAGCGAGCGAAUGCAUCGCGACGACGACAACGACGAGUACCGCUACGACAACGAUGACGACGACGGCGGCGAUAAGUGCGACGUUGCCGCGGAGAAGCAAGAGAGAAGGGGGGGAUCCGUUUAGCGCGCACGUGGAUCGAGUGUUCGAGCGGGAGGAGAGGCAAGGGGAGCAAGCGAGCGGCGUAACGGCGGCGACGACGACGACGACGACGACGACGAGGGACUCGCCGAGCAGGCAGAGCUCUUGGAGCAGUUACGACAGCGCCGUGGUCCUCGAGAACAACAACUCGGUGCACAGUUCCUGGGCCACGUUACCCUCGAGAAACAGCUCGUGGGGCUCGUACGAUAUGCGGCCAUCCGACCUCCUCGGUUCCAGUGGCCUCUUCCCGUACGACAAGGAGGAUAUACCUUGGCAUCCGGGCACCGUGAAACGUACGAAGCAAAAGCUCGAGGAGGGUAACGCGUCGUCGAACAACGUGAAACGCGUGUGCACGCAAAAUUCGGACGGGGCCGAGGAGGAAUCGUACAAUCCUCCUGUACUUUUGCAUCACGCGGCGUCCCCAACGCCACCUCGUAGAAGGGAUUCCUCGCCAGGCGGCAGCAGCGGCCAUAACAACAAUAAUCGCAAUUCGAAGAUGGUGGAUCCGUUGGUCGUAGUUAGAAAUUGUCCCAGCCCCGCGAGGGGGAUCGAUAUCUCGCCCUCGUCCUCCUCCUCCUCCUCCUCCUCGAUGAUCCGUCAAGUUGGAAGAUUGUCGACCAGCGCCCCGGCACCCUCCUCCCUCUCCUCGGACUCGGAUCUACCCUCGUCGUUGAGAUCGUGCAGGUCGGAGAGCGAGACGUCGUCGAGCCCCUGCGUGGUCAACACCACUCAAUGCCCUUCCGUCAAACAUCACAAAAUGGUUCUCGAAAAUCUAAACAAUAUCAACAACAACACCACCAAUCAAAAGUUGAUGUUCAACAAACAACGUUGCCUGUCGGUCGACGACUCGCCCAUAGAGACAGAAUGCCCGCGAACCAAUGCUGCCAACGUCGCAGCCAUCACCGUCACCAGCGCCGUCACCACCGCGGCGACCACCAUCUCCGGCCUCGUGAAGAAUCUGAAGAAGGAGUUCGAGGCGAAAUCGAGCAAAUUGGAGAAGAGUCCCGAAAGCGGCAACAGUUUCGAGAACGAUUCUUCCCCGAUCGUGUCGUAUCCGUCGUCCUCGUCCUCGUCGUCGUCGAUGGUCGUGAUCGGUGGCAGCGGUUGCGGUGGUUGUGGUGGUGGUGGUAGUGGUGGUAGUAGUGGUGGUGGUAGUGGUCGAGGCACGAAAAGGGACGCGAAGAUUCGAAGCUUGCCCUCGUCACCUGUUAUUCCGCACGACGAAUCCAAGAUUCAAGCGCCGCCCGAAACCAAAGAGAAGAAGGGGAGAGAAGGAGGAGGGGGAAAGGAGAGCGCGGAUACACAGCAGGAAAAUUCGGAAGACCGGUCGGUAAGAGUUCUGGUCGGUAAAUACGAGGUCGGUAAACCAGAUUCGAGAAAAUCGACCGAGAUCCAAUUGCGGGUGCACAGAGACAAGGAUUGGGAGUCGAUCGAUUCGCAGCAGCAGCAGCAGCAGCAACAACGACACGGCAAGUCGUCGAGAAUCAUGGCCGAGUAUAGCAGAAGAUCGGCACCGAUCCUGAUCAAUAAUCAUUCGUCCUCGUCCUCGUCCUCCUCGUCAUCUCCGUUGUUCGGUGAAACGGCGCCGGAAGCACCAGGCAGGCCACCGGUCCCAUCCGCGGGAACCGGGUCCACGGGUAGUAAGAAACAACAACAACAACACGGCAGGACGCAUCCUCUCGCCAGGCUGCAGGUCAGGCCUAGGCAUAGCAGUCCGGUUUAUAACACGAUGUAAAAAAGGAAAAAGAAAGUAAAACGAAGAGAGAAGAAGAAGAAGAAGAAGAAGAAGAAGAACAAGACGAAGAAGAAGAAACAUUUAUCGAUUGGUUCUCUUUCUCUCUCUCUCCUCUCUCUCUUUAACACUCUCUCCCUCCUUUCCUCUCCCCUUUCCCCUCUCUCGAAUUUGAGCGCGCGUACCUGAAUACACGGGUAUGUUGUCGUGACCACAAUGUGAAAACCGCGUGAUCUCUGUACGAUGCCAACGAGACGAGAAUCAUCCUGUUCGAGCUCGACGACGAAUCGACGGGGACUCGGACAUUUGUAUAGAUUUGUUUCCCACCAUCUUCGAUGUGUACAAUUUUACCCUAUUCGGCGAGAAUGUAAUCUAUUUCUGAGCGACGAUACGACAGAGCACCCGUAUUUUUUCGAUGGAUAUUUCUUCGAACGGGUAGGGUGUUGAAACGACGACGACGAUGACGAUGGUGAUGAUGAUGAUGAUAGUGAUGAUGAUGAUAAUGGUGAUGAUGAUGAUGAUAAUGACAAUGACAAUGAUAAUGAUAAUGAAUUUUCCUUCGCGCGUUGGAAAAUCGCGUUUUAUCCCGCGAGUAUCGUUGCUGUGGUAAUUUCGUUCCGAUUUUUAUAUCCGCGAUAAUCGAGUCGAAAAUUCGUUCGUGUUCAAAAAAAAAAAAAAAAAAAAAAAAAAAAAUAUU
Molecule: messenger RNA, 5261 nt
Organism: Apis mellifera (honey bee)
Lineage: Eukaryota; Metazoa; Arthropoda; Insecta; Hymenoptera; Apidae
Gene: ssh
Exons: 8
Coding region: 338-4567 (1409 amino acids)
Biological process (GO): actin cytoskeleton organization; protein dephosphorylation; negative regulation of actin filament polymerization
Cellular component (GO): cytoplasm
Molecular function (GO): actin binding; protein tyrosine/serine/threonine phosphatase activity
Source: RefSeq, a predicted model, not a curated record